Molecule: messenger RNA, 3290 nt
Organism: Meira miltonrushii
Lineage: Eukaryota; Fungi; Basidiomycota; Exobasidiomycetes; Exobasidiales; Brachybasidiaceae
Exons: 1
Biological process (GO): microtubule-based movement
Molecular function (GO): microtubule motor activity; ATP binding; microtubule binding
Source: RefSeq, a predicted model, not a curated record
GAAUGUUCGAAUCCGCCGGUCGUGUACAGAUACAAGGCUUACGGGAAGAGAUCGUUACAGAUGCAUCACAAGUGCUGGAUCUUCUAGAGAAAGGUCAAAACGCACGCCAUCAAGCAGCAACUGAUUGGAACGAACGAUCAAGUAGAAGUCAUUGUGUUUUCAUGUUGACUGUGGAAAGUAGAGCAAAAGCAAACAAAUCAUCAAACGUUCGACUAAGUCAAUUGAACUUGAUCGAUCUUGCAGGUAGCGAACGUGCUGCGACUGAGAAAGAACGCAGAAAAGAAGGUGCAUUUAUCAACAAGUCGCUUUUGACUUUGGGAACUGUGAUUGCGAAGCUGUCUGAACAAUGUGCAUCAGGAAAGCAAGAACAGCAUAUCCCAUACCGCGACUCAAAGUUGACAAGGUUGCUACAGUCCUCGCUAGGUGGAAAUGCUAGAGUUGCCGUGGUUUGCACCUUGAGCCCCAAAAAGGAACAUGCUAUUGAAAGUUUAAGCACGCUUCGAUUUGGUUCACGAUGCAAGAUGGUCACUACACGUGCUAAGCAAGGAAGCGUGGUGGAUGAUAAGGCCUUGAUUGCGAGAUACAGACGAGAGUUGGAAAAGUUACGAGCUCAACUAGAGGUUGGCAAUACGACGACAUCCAACGAACAAGCUGUUGCCCCUGCUCGUGUUCAAGAUGAUGAAUCGAUCAAAGCAUUACAUCAGGAGCGUGAAAAAGCUGAAAGGGACGUCAAAGCGAUGAACGAUCAAAGAAGUGAACUCAAAAAGCAGAUUGAACAUUUGACAAGAUUGAUUUUGACCGGCAAAGAUGUCGAGCAAGGUCAGCAGCAAGCCGCAGUCCCGGAAGAGGAAGAUGAAGGCGAUAGAAGCAAGCGCAUUCGUGCUGCACGAAGGAGUGAUUUGGGUACUUCUAGCCCCAGUAAACGCAAUGUGGCAAGAUUCCCCAACGGUAUCACUUCUCCGCUGACACCGGUUCUUUCUUCUAAGAUGAACUCCAAAGAGAACGGAAUGGGCACUCCUUUGGCUUCAAAGCCAUUCGCAAUGGAAUCUGAACUUGCUCAAAUGCGCAAAAGUUUGUCAAAAGCACUGGCUGCCAAACAAGCAUCCGAGGAAGCCAGACGAAAAGAAGUACAACUUUGGCAAGCAAAAGUGAGUGAGCUUGAAGAAGCAAACAAAGAGCAAGAAGAUGAGCUCGAUGAAGCAGAAGAGGCAUUCAAACGAUUGCAGACCGAAAGAGAUGAACAUUACAAACGAAUGCAAUCAGAAAGAGACGAAGCUUUCAAACAAAUCCAAUUGGAACGUGAAUCGAUGCGAGCACAAGUACAUGAAGAACGUGAAGCAAACCGCCUAUUGAAACUCGUCGCUCAAAGCCGCACUUCCGAUCUGACCGAAGAACAGAAGCGAUCAAUUCUGGAAAGAGAAGCAGAGAUCAAGAAGCUUCGACAACAGCUUGAAAAGGUGGAGAAAGAGCAAGAGGUUUUCCAAAGCAGCAAGGCAGACCAUGACAAGCAGAUUCAAGACUUGCAGGAACAGCUCGUAAAAGCUCAAGGAUCAGCUGGUGAGCGUGUUACUGAAUUAGAAGCAGAGCUUGAAGCUCUUCGGGCUUCUUCUGCCAAUGCUGAUGAUGACGAUGGACAGAAUGAUGCCAGUGCAGAAUUCAAAGAUGCUUCACAAGGCGAAGUUGAACUUCUGAAGGAGAAGCUACGGAUCACAGAAGAGGAAAAGCAAAAGCUCGAAAAAGAAAUUCAGCAGAAUGCGCUAGACAGAGGUCAAGAAGAUGCAGAGCGUGACUUUGCAGAUUUGAUCAAAGGAGGAGAAGAUGCCAGCGGAAAUUCUGCUGCACUGCAAAAAGAAUUGCAAGAGCUCAAAGAGCAAUUGAAAAAGCAAACACAAGAGAACAAGGAUCAAAAGACUACCAUUGAAGAAUUGAAGGCAAACAACGGAAGCAAGCCAUUGCCCGUUCCAAGUCUCUCACCUUCUUCCAGCGCCUCACCUUCAAUGAACGACGAUCUACGAACAUCAAUGGAGCGUCAGCUGAAGAUGUCAGAAGAACGUUGCAAGGCAUUGGAAAAGCAAAUGGAGCUCUUGUCGAGAAAUCAAUCUAUCCCAAGCCCACCAAGUUCAGUCUCUUCAGCUUCUUCUUCUCGUAAUCCUACCGUGGUCGAAUUGCAAAUCGAAAGUGAUAUUCAAAAAUCACGCAUUGCCAGCUUGGAAAGACAGCUUUCAGAAGCAAGAGCCCGUGUACAAGAUACAAGUUUAGGCAGCAUCUCCUUGCCUGGAAGUCCAUUGAAAUGGUCUUCUUCUUCUCAAUUGGCUUCUACUCGCUCUAAUCCUGCAACGCCAAAUAAACGUGGUUUGGACAACGUUCGUGAAGAAGAUGACGAUGAUGGAGAUGAAACGAUGAUGUUACAUGCAGGACCAUAUUCUUCCGCUUCUUUGAACAACAGAAGAGGAAGAGGAGGAUCAAUGCGUGACUACAAACGAUACAGUGCAAGCCGAACAAGCUUUGGAGGAGGUGAUUUGGCAAUUCCUUCGCGUUCAACAGAGGAGCUUGAACGUCAACUGAAAGAAGAACGCGGAGAGAUUGAACGAUUGAAUGGCGUGAUUGCAACUCAACGUACGAUUAUGGCUGAAUUAGAAGCAAGUGUGGCAACAUGGAAAAAGAGACUCCGUACACAACAAGAAAUCAUUACGAAAUUGGUAGAAGCAGCAGGUGUAAAAGCUUCACCUUCUCUUAUUGCACAGACUCAAAGCUUGGCUGAGACACCAAUGAUGCACAAUAAUGGCAGCAGAGGAUCUGGAGCCGACUUGAAAAGAACAUCGUCCAAUGCAUCCACAAGUUCUGCAAGUUCAGCGCCAUACUAUGGCGCACACCUAUACAAUCGUCCGCCUGCUGGAUUGAGCGGUGCAGCUCAAGGGCUUGGAUUGGGUUCUUCUUCACCCACGAAGGGUACAGCAUGGUUGUCGAGUAUGCCAGGCAUCCGACCUGAUCCCCUGCCAUUACCAGAUUAUGCAAUCAGUGCAGGCUUAUCAUCACCGAAUGGAAAAGCUGCCCGCAGAAGAAAGACGAUUGAAAACGAAAUUGAAUCCUUGAAAGGAAGUCCAAGGGUUGAACAUACAAAAACACGAUUAUUGGAACCACAACAAUCUACCCAUUAUCCCACCCCACCACAAUCUUCUCAUCAUAAUUUCCCUUCACCACAAAGAUUAAGUAGACCCUUACCCGUCCCUGGUUCUCCGCCCAAACAAAGACCUUCGAAAGAUUGGUACAUUUGAUUGAUUGCUCUUCAC